This is a messenger RNA of Haliotis rubra (blacklip abalone), 591 nucleotides long. RefSeq lists its product as uncharacterized. The record is from RefSeq and is a predicted model, not a curated record. The coding region runs from base 1 to 591 and encodes 196 amino acids. NCBI's taxonomy places the organism in Eukaryota, Metazoa, Mollusca, Gastropoda, Lepetellida, Haliotidae. The transcript has a single exon.
AUGGUCGGCAAAGCCAACGAGGCAGUUAUCGACAUAGAGAGAAUCAACUGUCCAGCCUUGAUUGAUCCAGGAUCUAUGGUUUCAACUGUAUCUGAGGGAUACCACGCGUCAUGCCUUACUCAUCUUCCACUACGACAGCUCAAGGACUUUGAGAUCGAAGUAAUGGGUGCAGGCGAUAACAUCCUUCCAUACUCAGGAUAUUUGGAGGCCAAGAUCUACAUCCCCUUCAUUGACAAGGAGUUGGACAUUGUUCUACUAGUCACCAGAGACACAGAGUACAAUAGGCGAGUACCACUAGUGAUCGGAACCAACAUCAUAGAUCUUGUGGAGAGAUACUUGGUACCUGUAGAUAACACCAUACCAGCCUCUUGGCUUACUGCAUUACGUUCGCAAGCUAAUGGAAUCAUUGGACAAGUAAGAUCUACUAACAAGACGCCGAUCCACCUUCAACCAAACCAGAUGAUGCACAUCGCUGGACUUGUGCGUCAUCAGCCUGGAAGAGCCACAGCUAUCACCGAACACCAUGACUUGGACUCUGACCUUCGGACAGGACUCUCAGUUUGCCCAAGACUCGUUGAAAUAGGUAAGUGA